Messenger RNA from Symbiodinium necroappetens, 459 nucleotides. Lineage: Eukaryota; Dinophyceae; Suessiales; Symbiodiniaceae. The record is from the annotation of a GenBank genome assembly.
AUGAUAAGUCACUGUGCCGACGUCGACGCGCAGCUCCUGCGCAUGGUGUGUGGCGAGACCUGCGGCUGCGUCGAAGCACAGGCCAAUCCGCUGUACAAGGUUCGCGCACAAGGAUGCUUGAAGAGUUGUCUCAAUGAGCAACCGAUCUGGGUGGCCGAUGAAGCCUGCGAGGACGUAGGCAAGGACUUUGAAUCUUGGCAGUCUUUCUGGGACAUGUAUCCUUCGGCCAUGCAAGCGUAUUUUGGCGCCACGCCGGAGCAAGUGUUCAAUCUCCAAGAGGUGGCCCACGACAUGAAAGGAGCAGGGUGCCCCUAUUUGGCUGAGAUGACCCACGAGGUCAUCACGGACACGCGAUAUUGUGAUGGACAUCCUGAGCUGUUCUCCCCAUUGAGCCUUCUUUGCCCAAAGACGUGCUGCACCAGCAGCAGCAUUUUCUGCCCUUUGAGCUGUGGCGCUUAA